This is a messenger RNA of Coprinopsis cinerea okayama7#130, 522 nucleotides long. Its product is annotated as peptidyl-prolyl cis-trans isomerase-like 1. The transcript has 5 exons. Gene Ontology annotation, cellular component: catalytic step 2 spliceosome. Bases 1 to 522 code for a protein of 173 amino acids. Gene Ontology annotation, biological process: protein folding; protein peptidyl-prolyl isomerization. Lineage: Eukaryota; Fungi; Basidiomycota; Agaricomycetes; Agaricales; Psathyrellaceae. The record is from RefSeq and is a predicted model, not a curated record. Gene Ontology annotation, molecular function: peptidyl-prolyl cis-trans isomerase activity.
AUGGAGUCCGUGGUCCUUGAAACGAGUGUCGGCGAUAUUCAAUUCGAACUGUACUGGAACCAUGCGCCAAAGACCUGCAAGAACUUUGCUGAACUGGCAAAACGAGGGUACUAUAACGGGGUCAUCUUCCAUCGAAUCAUUGCUGACUUUAUGAUUCAAGGCGGAGAUCCUACUGGAACGGGCAGAGGAGGAACGAGUAUCUACGGACAGAAAUUUGAAGACGAGAUCAGCUCUGAACUGAGGUUCACUGGUGCAGGUAUUCUCGCGAUGGCAAACUCGGGACCAAACACCAACGGUUCGCAAUUCUUCAUCACGCUAGCACCGACACCUUUCCUCGAUGGCAAGCACACCAUCUUUGGGCGCGUCAGUUCUGGAAUGCGGGUGGUUCAGCGGUUGGGAGCAGUUGCGACAGAUGCUCAAGAUCGGUAUGUUGUGUCUAUGAUGCCGGGAGACCCCUACUUACGACUGGCGCUCGUUAGUCCACGAGAAGAUGUAAAGAUUCACAAAGGUCGCUUGCUAUGA